Messenger RNA from Phytophthora infestans T30-4, 1767 nucleotides. Its product is annotated as choline dehydrogenase, putative. NCBI's taxonomy places the organism in Eukaryota, Oomycota, Peronosporomycetes, Peronosporales, Peronosporaceae. Gene Ontology annotation, molecular function: choline dehydrogenase activity; flavin adenine dinucleotide binding. The coding region runs from base 1 to 1767 and encodes 588 amino acids. The transcript has 2 exons. The record is from RefSeq and is a predicted model, not a curated record.
AUGUUGCGUCAUUCGCUUCGCUGCACCGCCUCCACCCUGCAGCAGCGCGCGUCACCAGUUGCUGCUCGCGCACUGAGCUCUUCAGCUGCCAAUGCCGAGUACGACUACGUGAUCGUAGGCGGCGGUUCUGCCGGCUGUGUGCUAGCCAACCGCUUGACGGAGGACCCGAGCAACAAGGUGCUCCUGGUCGAGACGGGCCCGGAUGACCGCACCAAAUGGGACUCGUGGAAGAUCCACAUGCCCGCUGCUCUCACGUACAACUUGGCCAACGAAAAGUACAACUGGUUCUAUCACACGGAGCCGCAGAAGCACCUGAACGGCCGUAGUCUGCCUUGGCCACGGGGUCGCGUGCUCGGCGGCUCAUCGUCACUGAACGCCAUGGUCUACAUCCGUGGCCACGCGUAUGACUAUGACGACUGGCAGCAGAGCGGCGCCGACGGAUGGAGCUACGCUGACUGUCUGCCUUACUUCCGCAAGGCUCAGAACCACGAGCUCGGUCCUGACGACUACCGUGGAGGCGACGGCCCGUUGAACGUCAUCCGCGGCAACCAGAAGGACCAAAUUCUAUUCAAAAAGUUCAUUGACGCUGGCGUGCAGGCUGGUUAUCCUUUCACGGAAGACAUGAACGGAUAUCAGCAGGAAGGAUUUGGUUGGAUGGACAUGACGGUCUACAAGGGGUUCCGCUGGAGCACAGCCUCCGCCUACCUGCGUCCGGCCAUGAAGCGCCCCAACCUCACGGUCGUCACGGACACUUUUGUGAGUAAAGUGGUGUUUGAAGGCAAGAAGGCUGUCGGCGUGGAGACUGAGGACCGUAAGAAGAAAAAUACGACCCAGCAGGUCCGUGCCGCCAAGGAAGUGAUCUUGUCUGGCGGUGCUAUCAACUCGCCCCAGCUGCUUAUGCUCUCGGGUAUCGGUGAUGCCGAUCACCUGAAAGAAGUGGGUGUGCCGGUGGUGCAGCACUUGCCAGCAGUGGGUCAGAACAUGGAGGACCACUUGGAUCUAUACGUCCAGUACAUGUGCAAGAAGCCCAUCACUCUGCAUAACGCGACCUGGAAGUACCCGCACAAGAUGGUUGCUAUUGGAUUGGAAUGGAUCUUUCGUCAGACUGGCAUGGGAGCGUCAUCCCACCUUGAGUCCGGCGGCUUCAUCCGCAGUGCCCCCGGCAAGCGUCACCCUGACCUGCAGUACCACUUCCUGCCUGGUUCACUGACGGGCCAGCUUACUCCGGGAGCUUACCACGCUAUGCAGGCUCACUGUUCACCGAUGCGCGCUCAGAGCCGUGGCUGGCUGAAAUUGCGUAGCAACGACCCGCACGAGCACCCGAUCAUUGAGCCUAACUACCUGAGUGUGGAACAGGAUCUCGUGGACAUGCGCAAUGGUGUGAAGCUCACGCGUGAAAUUCUGGAGCAGCAGACACUGGACGAGUACCGUGGUGACCCGAUCUCGCCGUCCAAGGACGUCUGGACAGACACCCAGAUUGAUGACUGGAUUCGUGAGCACACGGAGAGUGCCUACCACCCGUCGUGCACCAACCGCAUGGGUGUGAACGAGAACACGGUCGUUGACCCUCAGACGCGUGUACACGGUGUCGAGAACCUGCGCGUCGUGGAUGCGUCCAUCAUGCCCAAUAUCGUGAGCGGCAAUCUUAACGCACCGACAAUUAUGAUUGCUGAGAAGGCUGCCGACAUCAUCCUUGGCAAGACUCCUCUGCCCAAGUCUACGGCACCAGUGUACCAGCCGAAGAACUGGGAGACCAGCCAGAGAUAA